This is a messenger RNA of Seminavis robusta, 1737 nucleotides long. NCBI's taxonomy places the organism in Eukaryota, Bacillariophyta, Bacillariophyceae, Naviculales, Naviculaceae. The record is from the annotation of a GenBank genome assembly.
AUGGCGGAAGACAACAAGGAUCUUGGAGAACUCGACGCUUGGUUGCUUUCAACGCCCAAGGAUGUUCACCCAGAAGCGUACGCAUACCAUUGCGAGCGAUUGUUGAACCAGGAUCCUCCAUUUGUCCUCAUGUCCACCGGCAAGCAGUUGCCUGGUCUGCCUACCAGCAUCCAAGCGACCAUUGCUAUUCUGAAGGACCCCAAGAAAUGUCCACCUGGCGGCAUCUCGAAGCUGAACCCUCAGCAAGGAAUGCGAUUUCUCCAGCGAUGUGUCGCGAAAAAUGACCCAAGCCUAACCACCGGCUCGAACCCAGCGGUCGAAAUGUUCGACUCUUCUCCCAAGUUUCUUCAGUACAUGCUUCGCUAUGCAAAGACUGCCGAUGGCCAGGCCAAAUGCCGCAGCUCUUUUAUUUCCAAGAUCAACCCAAAGCGGGAAGGAAUGGAAAUUUGGCAUAAUGCUGAAGGCUACGAAAUCUUCAAGUAUGGUGAUACCAUGGACCUUGUGCUUGCCGGUCAGCCACGCCAGAUUUUGGUCGCGUUGGAGAACUCGCCCUACUUUUUGGCGUUCAUCAUGGAUACGGAGCCCGCAGUGCUAGCCCAUAUCAAGAACUUGGAAAAGCCUACGGCGACGGAGCUGAAGCACAUGUUGGAAUUGUCGGCCCGCAUUGCCGUAACGGAGUUCGGUGUCAAAUUCUCAGGCAGUUGGUUUUUCCCGCUGACCAAGCCGCACCCUGCCAUCCCUCGUCGAAUCACGGGUCGCACUGCCGCUGUGGUCCAAGAGACGGCACCACGCACACCAAGCAAGGUGCGUCCUGCUGCAUCCGCAGCUUCAACGCCUACGUCCGCUGCGUCCGUUGCUUCCGCUGCUUCUGCACCACCGCCUUCUCCAGCCUUGCAUCCUGUGCUGGAACAAUCCCUUCGCCAUUUGAUGGAGACUUCGAUGUGGGAACGGGAGGAGCACAACAGAUUGAAGCAAGCGCACCAAGAAAAGUAUUAUGCCCUUGACGGCAGGCUCAAAGAUGGUUUUUCGGUUGUGAAGGAACAGCAGAAGAUCUUGAAGGCGCAGAGCGAUAACGAGUACGGCUCCUUUCGUUCAAUGCAAGAAGGGAACAGAAAAAUGCUCAAUUAUGUCAUCGAAGCGCAAGCAGCGAAAGAUGCAGGGACUCCCUACCUCGACUACUGCGAGGAAGAGACUGUUGUGAGCGAAGCUGCUUACGACGAUGACGAUGACGAUGACGUCUUGGAAUCUCCGGCGAAGGUUGCCUCCAUCGAAACGGAUGGGGACAAUGCACCGCCCAACCGCGACAGUGGCGCGGAGACAGCUGGCUGCAAUAAAUCUUUUGCCGAUUGUGAAGAAGAAAUGAUGGAGUCGCCCAUGAAGAUGGGGGCUGAGGAGAAGACUGGUUCCUUGAAACGCAAGAAGACCGCCGCGACGGCAAGUGCCAAGCGCACAAAGGUGGCUACCCCGAAGCGCUCAUCUGGUCUUCCACCAAAGUCCCCGGGACUUCGCAACACGCCAUCACCGCGCGCGGCUGCCAAGAAGGUCUCAUCCACGGCCACCAAGAAGUCGGCUCGAAAGAACGUGAUGCCUAAAAUUGAUGAAAACGAAGAAAGCAGUGUUGGCUGUGAAGUGGAGUCUCCCAUGGUCGAUGGUUCCCCAGCUGCAAGCAGCAUUUCUUCCAGUAGCAGUACGCGCAGCCUGCGCAGCCGACGACUCUCAUCCCGAGGACGCAAGUGA